CCCUGGGAGCCGCCAUGGACAGCCCCGUCCUGCCCAUCCGCCGCUCCCGCCGAGAGCUGGUGGAGGCCGUGAGGGAGCGGCCCUUCCUCAUCGUCACCGGCGAGACGGGCAGCGGUAAAAGCACGCAGCUGCCCAGGUACCUCUACGAGGCAGGGCUGGCCGAGCACGGAGCCAUCGGUGUGACCCAGCCCCGGCGCGUGGCCACCGUGUCGGUGGCACAGAGGGUGGCCGAGGAGAUGGGCUGUGCCCUGGGCACCCUCGUGGGGUACCAGGUGCGAUUCGACGACUGCACCUGCGAGGACACUGCCAUCAGGUACAUGACUGACGGGUGCCUGCUGAGGCACAUCCUGGCUGACCCCCUGCUCAGCAAGUACAGCAUCAUCAUCUUGGAUGAAGCCCACGAGAGGAGCCUCAGCACUGAUAUUUUAUUUGGUUUGCUGAAGAAGCUGUUCCUGCAGGAGAAGCCAGCAGGCAGGAGGACAGACAUGAAGGUGGUGGUGAUGUCAGCCACCCUGGAGGUGGAGAAGCUCUCAGAGUUCUUUGGGCACUGCUCAGUGCUGCACAUUCCAGGCAGGAGUUACCCUGUCAAGGAGAUAUUCUGCAACCUGCUGAGCCCCAGGGAUGUGGGCAGCUCUGCCUAUGUCACAGAGGCUGUGAAGGUCGCCCUGGAUGUUCACUUAAAUGAACCAGAAGGUGACAUCCUGGUUUUCCUCACAGGGCAGAAUGAGAUAGAGAGAGCUUGUGAUGUGCUUUUCAAGAGAGCAGAGUCCAUCGAUUACCGCUACGAGGUGCACGACCGCGCUGUGGAGGGGCUGCUCAUCCUGCCCCUCUACGGCUCCAUGUCCACAGAUCAACAGAAAAGGAUAUUUUUGCCAGCCCCCAGAGGCAUCAGAAAAUGUGUGGUCUCCACAAACAUUGCUGCAACAUCUCUGACCAUUGAAGGAGUCAGAUAUGUGGUGGACAGUGGCUUUGUGAAGCAGCUGAACCAUAAUCCCAGAGUGGGUUUGGACAUCCUGGAGGUGGUUCCCAUCUCAAAGAGCGAAGCCAAGCAGCGAGCCGGGCGCGCGGGCCGGACGUCGUCGGGGAAGAGUUUUGGGUUGUACAGCAGGGAGUUCUGGGAGCAGUGCAUGCCCCAGCACACCGUGCCAGAGAUCAGGAGGACCAGCCUGACAUCUGUGAUCCUCACCUUGAAAUGCCUUUCCGUGCACGAUGUCAUCAGGUUUCCCUAUUUGGACCCCCCUGAGGAAAGACACAUUUUGGAAGCUCUGAAGGAACUUUACCAGUGCAAUGCUAUUGACAGGAGAGGCCAUGUGACCAGACUGGGAGAAUUCCUGGUGCAGUUUCCCCUCCCUCCCAACCUGUCCUGUGCUGUGAUUAAAGCUGCUUCCCUGGGCUGUGAGGAUCUGCUGCUCCCCAUUGCAGCCAUGCUGUCAGUGGAAAACGUCUUCAUCCGCCCAGGUGAUCCUCAGAAGCAGAAGGAGGCUGAGCUUCAGCACCAGGAACUUGCCUCUCAAGUGGGAGGAUGCAAUGACUUUGCAACCCUCUUAAAUAUUUUUGAACAGUGCAAAGCAAGCAAGUCUCCUUCAGCCUGGUGCCAGAAAUACUGGAUCCAUUGGAGAGCUGUGAAAUCUGCUUUUAGUGUGGAAAGGCAGCUGCGGGAAAUAACCACUAAACUGAAACAGCUGCCAGACUUCCCUAAGGAGACAUUUGAAGGCUCCAGAACUGAAAUCCUGAGAAGAUGCCUGUGUGCAGGAUACUUCGUUAAUGUUGCUAGGAGAUCUGCAGCCAGGACAUUCUGCACCAUGGACGGGCAUGGCAGCAUAGUCUACAUCCACCCUUCAUCCACACUGUACAACCAGGAGACCCUGCUGGAGUGGAUCAUCUUCCACGACGUGGCCGUCACCUCCAAGAUCUACGUGCGCACCGUGUGCCCCGUGCGCUACGAGUGGCUCCGGGAGCUGCUGCCCAGGCUGCACCAGGUGGAUGCCUACGAGCUCAGCAGUGUGGCCAGGGAGGAGGUGACUGAGGAGGAAAUAACCAGGUGGAAGCAGAGGGAGGAGCUCAAAAGGCUCUUUGAAGGAGCCCCAGAGAGCUCUGCAGGGAAGAUGGAGAGGAGGAACGAUGAGCAAUCCAUCCAGGACGCCCGAGCUCGCUACCUGCAGAGGAAGCAGCAAAGAGCUCAGGCUCUGAGUGGCCCCGAGAAGGAAAUGGGCUAA
Molecule: messenger RNA, 2216 nt
Organism: Melozone crissalis (California towhee)
Lineage: Eukaryota; Metazoa; Chordata; Aves; Passeriformes; Passerellidae
Gene: DHX40
Product: DEAH-box helicase 40
Exons: 17
Coding region: 15-2216 (733 amino acids)
Cellular component (GO): intracellular anatomical structure
Molecular function (GO): RNA binding; ATP hydrolysis activity
Source: RefSeq, a predicted model, not a curated record